Molecule: messenger RNA, 2408 nt
Organism: Schistosoma haematobium
Lineage: Eukaryota; Metazoa; Platyhelminthes; Trematoda; Strigeidida; Schistosomatidae
Product: A disintegrin and metalloproteinase with thrombospondin motifs 3
Exons: 9
Coding region: 1337-2158 (273 amino acids)
Biological process (GO): extracellular matrix organization; proteolysis
Cellular component (GO): extracellular matrix
Molecular function (GO): metalloendopeptidase activity
Source: RefSeq, a predicted model, not a curated record
CACCGCUGUUGUAUAAAUUAUUUAAUUAGCUAUAAAUUGUGCAUUAAUUAACCUGAUAAUUUGCGAUUAAUGAAGUAUAAACCAUUUUGACUCGAUGUUCAAAACUACGCUUUUACGUUUGAAUUUCCUUUUACGAUGUAGUGCAUAGUUAGCCAUAUUACUUUGGUAGAAAUUAACUGAUUGAAACUCUUUUCAGUUAUACUAGUCUUUCAUCUUCUGAUUUUGCGUCUUAAAAAUUGAACUGGUUCCCAAUCCUAAGGUAUAAGCAGUAAGGAAUUAGACAAAGGUGCGAUAGCAUUGAUACAACAAAGAAUUUGUUGAACUACUGAAAUUCUUGAAGUACUCAUAGUGUACGAAAAAUAAAAUGCUUAAAGCCUUCACAUCGGUAUGAAUUGUUUAGGAAGUCUUUAAAUUUUACUUAGUGUAUUAAGUGUGUUUAUUGUUACUAGAAUUGGCAUAGAACUCAUCAUUCAAAAGCGAUGGUAUUUUCCGAAAUGUUUUGGCUAAAGUUGACAGGCUGUGAAUUUGUACCACACACCCGACACUUUGUGUGGACGAAUAAAGUGUAUUGGAUAAGUUCAAGUUGAAGAAUCGUUAGAAGUUAUUUUAUACACUUGAUUCAUCUACAAAACGGACAGAAAGUGUUGAACCCGUUGCAAGAUUAUGGCCGGAUAACUUCCAUAAGUAUUUGUGAUCAUACCUUACAAUCAUGCUUUGACGUGUCUGUCUUUCAUACAUUGAUUUAGGUGAGAAAAUCGACUCCACAAAUUAAUAUUUCGAUGAAUGACCUUGAGCAAAACUUUUAGUAAGACAGACAUGUGUGUGGAACUUAUUAGUCUAAAAUUCAAUCGAUAAAAUCCAAAUCACAUGUUUUGGUUCUUUAUCAUUACAAGUUAGAAUUCUGACCACGUGAUUACAUCAGGAUGGUAACGGGGUUGAUUUUUAGUCCACUCAUAUGAUAAACUUGUUGGGAAGGCACAAGCAUAUAAAACUCGGAAUGUUUUCAUGGUGAAUGUAUCGACUUGAAACCUCAGAAAAUAGAAACCAAUCAAAGAUCACACCAAUAUACAUCCUGGUCCGCUUGUUCACGAACGAAUGGGAUUGGUACACGUUAUCGUACACGAAAAUGCUCUAAUAGGUUAGUGACAUUGAAUAACUUCCUAUAUAGACAAAUGUAUACUUUGAAGAAAGUAUAGUAUGGAAGUUUUUCCCAACAAAUACGUAUUAUCAGUAUGGGGUUGUGGAGAUUACUAAGUUUUUGAUUGAGAUCAUGAAUCUAUUGAUGUUAGACCACCAUUGAAAACUUGGGAGCUCUGGACGACCGUUUCAUCCUAUUAUGGGACCUUUCAACAGUGCAAAUACGUAUUAUAUAAAUCAAAACAAAUGUGAAUUCAAUGAUAACGAGAGUAUGAUUGAAUAUGAACUGUGCGGUAAAAACACAAACGAAGAUCAUUUAAAAUCUAUAGAUUAUCGAGAAGAACAAUGUUCACGAUUUGAUCAAUUUAAGUUAAGAGGAAUAUAUCAUAAGUGGUUACCUUAUAUUUAUUCUCAAAGACCAUGUAGUUUAAGUUGUUAUUCAUUACAAAAUGGUCAAAUUCUUGAUGCAUCAAUGUCAGUUAGAGAUUCAACACCAUGUACAUAUGAUAAUCCUGAUGCACGUUGUAUACAAUCAGUUUGUAUUAAUUUCGAUUGCCUUGGUCAGGUGAAUGGCACAGCUAGAAGAGAUCAAUGUGGAGUUUGUCAGGGGAAUAAUUCAACUUGUAGUUUUAUACAACAUAGAAUUCAACGAGUUCUUCCAAUGAAUGAAGAAUAUCGUAUGUUAUACGUGAUUCCACGAUAUGCAAGACAUUUAAAAAUUUCAAAGAAUUAUGGUAAUCAUGUAUUAGGCCUAUUCGACAUGCAACAUUUCCAAUUCUUUCUAAAAGGUGAUGAAUUAGAACUGGGUACGAAAUUAAGACGUGUUUAUUUUGCAACAGAGUUUGUAUUUGAUCCAGGGAAUCCAAUGAGUAAUUCACCCGACAGUUUUGUUCAAAUUCACACAAAAGGAACAAUUUAUGGGGAUGUUGCUAUUCAAGCCAGAAAUCUAAAUAUUAAUGAAGAUCUCGAUCCCUUAGAUGUGGAAAUAAGCUAUGUCCUACCAUUAAGUAAUGAUCUCUAACUCCUGGAAAUUGUUAACAAAGCUGCAAAUAUACUUAAAUAUUAUUUCAGAAGUAGAAAAAUAUAACAAAAUAUCUUUUGGUCAUUUGUAGACCAACGUUUGAUACAUUACAAUUAUUAUUGCGAUAUGUACAACGUGGAUAAUCUAGUCUUUUAAAGUACACAUUAUUCAAAUAAACUUUUCCAUACUGGUAUCAGAAGGGGUUUUGUGGAGAUUGUAGUAGUUUCAAUAGUUGAGAUCAUGAGUCGAU